GAGCUCACCUUCCCCCACCCUCCUUCCCUUCCCAUCCGCCUCAUCACAGCUCCCCCUUCCACCAGCGUAGAUUCAACCCAAUCAAUCCAUUUCCGAUGGGGCUCGACGUCUUGGAGAUCGGGAUGGGCUCCGAUUUGAGCCUGGAUCUGAGGUACUUCGCCUCCAAGGCCGUCAGGCAGGCCAGGGACGCGCCGGCGUCCGACGUGGACGCCUGCAUCCGCCGCCUCGAGGAGGAGCGGGGCAAGAUCGAGAUGUUCCGGCGCGAGCUCCCGCUCUGCGCGCGCCUCCUCGCCGAAGUGAUUGAUGUCAUGAAGGCGGAGGCGGGGAAGAAGGCGAGGAGCGAUCGCAAGGCGGCGGCGGAGGAGGACGGCGCCGCCGGGGACAAGAGCAAGUGGAUGAGCACGGCGCAGCUCUGGACCGGCGAUUCCGGCCGGGAGGAUGAUUCGGAAUCAGAGAAGCAAGACAAGGGGAGGAGCUCGCCGGAGGCCAAGUCUGGCGGCGGCGGCGCUUUCGUGCCGUUCAAGGCCGUGGGCUCCGGCGCGCCGGCGUUCGCGCCGCUGUGCCUGAGAGUGGACGACAAGGCCGCGGACGCUGGGAUGCCGGAUCUGUCCCUGCUGUCGCCGCCGGCGAUCAAGAGCGCUCCGGCUCCCGCCGGCGCCGCCGAGGAGAGCCGCCGCCAGGUCGUGGGGUUCGCGCAGGCAGCGGCGAGGGCGGUCGCCAUGGCGCCGUCUGCGCCUUCUCUGACCCUCCAGCCUCAACCGCAGCAGACAGCUCAGCAGCAGCAGCAGCAAGCGAGGAAGGCCAGGCGCACAUGGUCGCCGGACCUUCACCGCCAGUUCGUGGCAGCCUUGAACCAACUCGGUGGGCCCCAAGUUGCCACUCCGAAGCAAAUCAGGGAGCUGAUGAAGGUGGAUGGUCUGACAAACGAUGAGGUGAAAAGCCAUCUUCAGAAAUACCGGCUGCACAACCGAAGGGCGCCUGGAUCCGCCGUUGUAAGCCAGCCAAUUGUGCUUGUGGGAGGUCUGUGGAUCCCCCAGGAGCAAAGCAGCUCACAGUCUGGAUCUCCCCAGGGUCCUCUCCACUUCUCAACCUCAGGCCUCGCCGUCUCAUCAGCGGCCACCGUCAGCUGCGAGGAGGAAGAUGGCCGGUCCGAGAGCUAUGGCUGGAAAUGAUGAAUAGGCAGUUGCAUCAUCAGUGUUCAGAGAUAGACGGUUCGCAAAGGAAGUGUUCAGAGAUAGACUUUGGCGGAUGGCGAUGCCGCCAAUUGCAGCUUCAGGAAGGAGCCAUGGGGAGACUGUAGUGUAGUUUAUCUGUAUACAACAAAUACAGGGGAGAUCGUCGGGCCUUGAGCGCUCGAGAUGAAACUGAUGAUGGUGCGUCGGGUCGGGUUUGUACAUCGGCAAAGAGAUGAUACUAGUUACAGUUUUGCGGCUUGUUAAUCCAUGUUCCGGGCAGAGCUACAAUUUUCGCCCCGAGAAGAGUUUUACCUACCUAUAGAAUCCGUUUGUCGAUUAUACCAUCUUCUCAUCUUUCUGUUGAAUAAAAUGUUUUUGCUGUUGUUCAUGGAAUGAACGAACAGUUGUUAAAGAUGAAUUGUUGCAAGAACA
This is a messenger RNA of Setaria italica (foxtail millet), 1607 nucleotides long. RefSeq names its product transcription factor NIGTH1. The coding region runs from base 96 to 1172 and encodes 358 amino acids. Gene Ontology annotation, molecular function: DNA-binding transcription factor activity; DNA binding. The record is from RefSeq and is a predicted model, not a curated record. The transcript has 5 exons. Lineage: Eukaryota; Viridiplantae; Streptophyta; Magnoliopsida; Poales; Poaceae. Gene Ontology annotation, biological process: regulation of DNA-templated transcription.